Messenger RNA from Adineta ricciae, 762 nucleotides. The record is from the annotation of a GenBank genome assembly. Lineage: Eukaryota; Metazoa; Rotifera; Eurotatoria; Adinetida; Adinetidae.
AUGUUAGGUAGUAGUAAUCCAUCGACAUAUCUAUUAGCAAGUAGUUCGAGAAUGUUUCACGAUGAAAUCUUUUCUGAUGAUAAUGACGAGUCCAACAAUAUGCCAAGUAAUUUAAUCAAUUCCCAUCAUCACUCUCAUACAAGUAAUAAUAAUAAUAAUACGUCAUCGAAUCUGAACGAUGACAACAUUCGUCGAUAUCGAACAGCUUUUUCACGCGAACAACUAGCACGACUUGAAAAGGAAUUUCUUCGAGAAAAUUAUGUUAGUCGACCAAGACGUUGUGAGUUGGCUGCAGAAUUACAAUUACCAGAAUCGACGAUCAAAGUUUGGUUUCAAAAUCGACGAAUGAAAGAUAAACGACAAAAACCCACUUUUCCUUGGCCAGGUUACCCGGGCGAUCCAUUUUCAUACUUUUCCUAUAUGUAUGCAGCUGCAGCAUCAGGUUGUGUUCCUCCACCUUCAACACAGUCAACCGGCACCGCAGCUCUUCCUCCGAUCAAUCCAUUAGCCGUCGCAGCUGCUCGGCUAGCAGCCACAAGAGUACGAUCUAUUCCACCAUCUCAAAUACUCAACGGUUCAACUGACACAGCAAAUUCAUAUUCGUCAGCUUCAUCACCGACUUCUUCUAGUUCGUCUCCGAAACAAAAUCAUCAACAACAUUCGCCUUCAAAACCAUCGAUUAAUUUUGCGCUGCCCGCAAUGGGUCUCGCAUCGUUUUUAUCCAAUUCAGUGAACGAAUCACCUACAUCAACCAGCACAUAA